This is a messenger RNA of Adineta steineri, 1416 nucleotides long. Lineage: Eukaryota; Metazoa; Rotifera; Eurotatoria; Adinetida; Adinetidae. The record is from the annotation of a GenBank genome assembly.
AUGGCAAUGGCAAAUAAUAAAACUGUAUGUUUUAUAUGUAAUGAAGAAAAAAUAACAUAUCCUUGUAAAGGAUGUUCCAAAGAAUUCUGUUUUAUGGAUUUAGCAAAACAUAAACAAAUAUUAAAUGAAGAAUUACAUCAUAUCACCGAUGAAUAUAAUGAAUGUAAACAAACAAUUAAUGAACAAAAACACAAUCCACAAAAUCAUUCAUUAAUCAAACAAAUUGAUCAAUGGGAAAUAGAUUCAAUUCAAAAAAUUCAACAAAAAGCGCAGGAGUGCAGAGAAAUCUUCAUUAAAUCAUCAGAAACAUGUAUUAAUGAUAUUGAGAUGAAAUUUAAUGAUGUAAAUCAACAAAUAAAACAAUUUCAAAAAGAAAACGAAUUUAAUGAAAUUAAUUUAAAUUAUUUAAGGAAUCAACUAAGAAAAAUUACAGAAGAAUUAAAUAAUCCAUCAAAUAUGUUUAUUCAACAAAAUCCACAAUCAUUUAUUAAUGAUAUUUCAAUUACUUUUCCAAAAAAACCGAAAUGGGACAAAUGGAAACAAAAUGCAAUCACUGUGGCUGGUGGAAACGGAGAAGGUCAAGAAUUAAAUCAACUCAGUCGUCCUUUUGGAAUCUUUAUUGAUGGAAAGAAAAAUAUUUUCGUUGCUGAUUUUUGGAAUCACCGUAUUAUUGAAUGGAAACAUAAUGCAAAGGAAGGAAAAAUCAUUGCAGGUGCAAAUGGCAGAGGAAACCAAAUAGAUCAAUUGAAUUGUCCAACAGACGUGAUUUUUGAUCAACAGAGUCGUUCGACCAUCAUUGCUGAUCAAGGGAACAGACGAGUGAUUCAAUGGUUGAAUCAAAAUCAACAAAUUCUCAUUGAUAAUAUUGACUGUUGGGGCUUGGCAAUGGAUAAACAUGGAUUUCUUUAUGUUUCUGAUUAUAUGAAGAAUGAAGUCAGACGAUGGAAAAUGGGAGAAUAUGACAAUGAAGGAAUUGUAGCGGCAGGUGGAAAUGACAAAGGAAAUCAACUCAAUCAACUCCAUGCUCCUACUUUCAUCUUUGUUGACGAAAAUGAAUCUGUUUAUGUAUCUGAUGUGAACAAUCAUCGUGUGAUGAAAUGGAGAAAAGAUGCAAAGGAAGGAACAGUUGUGGCUGGAGGAAAUGGUCAAGGAAGAAAUCUCAAUCAAUUGUUUUAUCCUCAAGGAAUAAUUGUUGAUGAUUUGGGUCAAACCUAUGUAGCAGAUUCUUACAAUCAUCGAGUAAUGCGUUGGCGUGAAGGAAAAGAAGAAGGUGAAAUUGUUGUUGGUGGAAGUGGUGAAGGAAAUCAAUCAAAUCAAUUACAUCGUCUCUGUGGUUUAUCUUUUGAUAAUGAAGGAAAUCUUUAUGUUGCUGAUCAUUUUAAUCAUCGAAUUCAAAAAUUUGACAUAAUUUUGUGA